AUGAGUACUAUAAAAACGACCAUUCUUCAAAAACUAACAGCUCAUACCAGUGAUGUGACGUCACUCGAUUUCUUCGGUAACGCACUGCUGGUGACCGGAUCAAGCGACAAAACAGUGCGCGUGUGGCGUUGGCAGGUGGGCAGUGGAUACCAGGAGGAACCGUUCUCACCCUUGCUAGGUCACCGUUACGGGGUGACGAGUGUACGUGUUUCGCCAAAGGGAGCCGUUGCAGCUUCCGCUUCGGUCGAUGGUUCUGUAAUUCUAUGGAAUUUAAGCAAUGGUGAAAUAUCUAACAUAAUCAAUCAGGAAGGUGGGGAAUCCAUCCGUGCCUGUAUAUUUAGCCCCAAUGGAUCGACUAUAGUUAGCUCCGAUGAUAGCGGAUCGAUAUGCAUUUGGGCGCAAAACAAAAGCCUCAAGGGCCAUAUGAAGGUUCACGAUGAAGCCGUUCAUACGAUGGCGUUUUCGAGUGACUCAAAUAUUCUACUCAGCGCGUGUACACUAGGCAACUUACGAUUGUAUGGUGUGGAGAAUGAUUUUGCUAGUGACCUUUCAUCUGCUGACUGUGCAAUCGAUGCUGCUCACGAUAUGGGCGUUCUAUCAGCGGAUUUUUGUAAAAUAGUACAUACCGAUCCUGCUGAUAAAUGUUCGCUGAUCUAUACUCUCGCAUCAUGCGGCACGGAUCAUUACAUAAAGAUUUGGCGCAUCUUUUUCAUGCCGAACAACAGAGAUCGUAGUCGUCGAUCGCGACUUAUACCGACUAGCCCACAAGAACACUUUGCAGGACAAUCGACGAUCUAUAGCACUGAGGUCAUGAACGCGAGCUGUGUGCAAACCAUCGCGGCGCAUGGUAGUUCUGUAACUUGUAUACGAUUUAACCCCACCGGCACGAUGCUGUUCUCCUGCAGCCUCGAUAAAACAAUCAAAAUCUGGAACCAGCAGGGUGCAUGUCUUAAAACAAUGGUCGAACAUUCACGGUACGUCAAUUGCUUGGCAAUUAGCAGCAACUCGUCGGUCAUAGCGUCCGGUUCCAACGAUCGGACGGUGGUCGUGUGGGAUUUAACCAACAGCUUGAGCCUGGGUUCACAUAUUACGGGCAUACGAUCGCUGCUGUUUACGCUGGCAGCAAAAACUGCGGACAUUCCGUUAGAGUUUACAUGCCCUAUCACGCACGAGUUGAUGAAGGAUCCAGUCUACGCGGAAGAUGGUUUUACUUAUGAACGUGCUGCUAUAAAGGAAUGGUUCUCUCGCGAGAAAGCCGUUUCUCCUAUGACAAACAUCGAACUAUGCACCAAUGAGCUAGUGGAGAAUGGGAAACUUAAACAGGAAAUUGAAGACUACAUCCGGUCGUUGGAUAACGAAUGAAAAAAGCUGCGCCCACCGAAAGCAUUUGAUCAUUUGGUUUUUAGUGCUUUUCUUGAUGGUAGAACAAAUUUUCGCAAUAGUAAUUUUUUUUUAAUUUGAUUAUCUUAAAUGAGUUAUUAGCCAUCCCGUCAAGUUUUAUUCGAUACCUUUUCUAUACAUUGCUUAUCACAAUUCCAUUCAUUUUUUCUAUUUCUUUGACAUUAGUUUUCUAUAUUUUAUUCUUUGUAUUGAUCAAUAAAAGCAAUGUGCUCGCUAAAGACGUUGAUUACCACAGUGUGACUACAGUCGCACGUUGUAUCACGAUGUGCGAUAAGAUGUGAUAGAGCGCACUCGAUAUAUUGCGCCACGUACCAUGCAACGCCAACCACGUACGCAGAGAACGUACUUCAUCAGUAACUGGUGACUACAGACCGCAGUGGUGUGCUAAAUGAUUAUACAUACAACACACUGCGAUAAGAGAAUUUUCCGCAUUGCUCAUUACAAGACGCCUUUAAAAGCAACCAAAUUAUAUUAUCACAUUCGAUACGAAGUGAUGGGGCAAAAAAUCAUAUUUUAAGUGCCUGCAAACGUGUUAAACUUGACUACAAAAAAUGACACAUUCAUCGUGAGUUGUGCGCGGAUAAUUGACAUGGCGAGGAAAAUUGGGGUACGCGUGCAAUCAGAGGAAGGCGUUUCGUAUUAAAUGAAUAUUAGGGUCAUCAAGCCUUUUGUCUAUUGUAGCAUAAUAAAGAUAGCGAGUCAAUCGUGUUUUGUCUGCAAACUAGAAAUCGUCACACAAUUGAGAAACAGCCGAUAGCGAGAUCACUACGCCCAUCCAAUCAGGGUCGAGUGUGGUUCCG
Messenger RNA from Anopheles nili, 2201 nucleotides. Its product is annotated as WD repeat, SAM and U-box domain-containing protein 1-like. The record is from RefSeq and is a predicted model, not a curated record. Gene Ontology annotation, biological process: protein ubiquitination. The transcript is spliced from 8 exons. Lineage: Eukaryota; Metazoa; Arthropoda; Insecta; Diptera; Culicidae. Gene Ontology annotation, molecular function: protein binding; ubiquitin-protein transferase activity. The coding region runs from base 1 to 1362 and encodes 453 amino acids.